Messenger RNA from Homarus americanus (American lobster), 2047 nucleotides. Its product is annotated as sperm-associated antigen 1-like. Gene Ontology annotation, cellular component: mitochondrion; cytosol. The record is from RefSeq and is a predicted model, not a curated record. Lineage: Eukaryota; Metazoa; Arthropoda; Malacostraca; Decapoda; Nephropidae. Gene Ontology annotation, molecular function: heat shock protein binding. The transcript is spliced from 8 exons. The coding region runs from base 572 to 1198 and encodes 208 amino acids.
UCCACAGCCACUCACAACAGAUCGGACGCCAUCGACGUAAGUAAAUAGUGCAACAAGAGUUGAACAACAACAUCGGAGCCUCGUUCGUCGCAUACCAGCGUCAACCACCAAAUUCUCCAACAAAAUUGUGUUUCUUGCAGCUGUCUGUACACAGAGGUCCUCCUACAACAUAGCGGAACAAAGACACAGGCCGGGCUCCCUCUUGUUAGGAGGGGAUGGCGGAGGAGACCUAACGGACCAGCUCUACGGUUCCGGACCCGGGUACGCCCACGGUGCCGCCUACCGUCACGCCCACCACAAGGAAGUUAACAUAAUGCCUGGGUGGAUUGUGUUCGUUCCCAUCACCCUGGUGUACGGGUCCGUGGUCGUCACUUGGAUAAUACGUAAAGUCCUCCGCGUCACGCCUGAACCCGAGCCGCUACCUAACGACACUCAAGAACAAUGCCAAGAAGACCAAAUCAAGCAGAAGACUGAAUAAGUACUGUAGACCACCAGCUGAUGACUAAAGACCGAUACACUGUAUACAUCCAACUUUAGAAUCAAGUGGAAAUGAUUGAAGCCUAACUGCAAGAUGCCUCGUCACUCGGAAAAGUCAUCAUUGCUGGAACGCUUCGAUCUCUCCGUGGAACAGCUUGACUACUCCUUCGUCAGGGACUGUGAGGACUCAAAGACCCUUGAAAGGAUCAUACGUGUCCUGCGAUCAGGAGAGGAGGGAUCCUACCCACACCUCCUCAGGUACACAGAGGAGAAGCUGGCAAUGGUCUACCCACAGAGUCGGGUCCUGGAGACCGCCCAAUCGCCUACCCGCCCACAUGAACUACCACCUCAACAGUUAGCGUCGUUGGAGGCGGACUUGGCAGUCUGGUCAGCCGAGAUCAAAGGACAAGAGGAGGAACUUACUAGAUUUGAAGUCAUCCGGGCGCCUCUCCCCCCCAUCAGAGGUUCAACUAAAACAGUGAGUGAGUUGGUGGGCGGUGUAGGAGCCCGAGUGUCCGUCCCCCGCCUCUCUACCAGUGAUAAGGAGAACCUUCUGGCUCAGGGACGACGACACUAUGCGAAGGGGGACUUCCUGCAGGCGUCGCUACAGUACCAGAAGGUCCUGGCUAGCGACCCCCUCAAUCCCGAGGCUUUACGAGGCAUAGCGGCCAUCCAUGACCAACCUAAGGGCGGGGGAGCUGUGGUCCAGGAGAUCCUAUAGCCCGUUAUCAUUCACUCUUUUCCUGCGUUGAAUCAACCCACCUCGAGCCUUUCCUGACUCUACUGAUAGUAUCUAUCGACCGUGAGGGAUGACACAGCAGGUGUUUCAUGGAGGACUACCUAUUAGCCUUGCUGUGAAAGUGAACACUAUUAGAACACAUCUUAUACAACAGUUAGAAAAUGUUAAAUCUCCCAUUCAUUUAUAUGUAGUACUGUAAGACGUCACCAGUAAGCACAUCUGGUCCCUGUAGUCAGCACAAAUCUACCUGAAGGACAGCAACAAUCACCUCGUCUCUGUGACUUGCACCUCACCCACGAGUGUUAGCAAAUGUUAUCACUGUUCUUACUAAUAUUUACCAUGAUUCAGGUUGGCAAAGAAAACAUUUUACAGCAAAUCUUUGUUGAUGAAUAAAAGCAUAACGCCAAAGGCUGUGGACUACGAGAGAUGAAUAAGUCUGCACUACAAGACGCACGAUAUGUCAAGCAGAGGAAAUCAGAGAAGUGUGUUGUUCUGCUGUACAAUUUAUGGAGUAGAUAGCGUGAGGUCAUAGGGCUAGUGCUGGCAGGGGAACAGAAGGACAAUCAUGAGAAAGUAAAGUCGUACUAUUUUGGUUGCUGUGAGGUACGGUGCAUCAUUCUACCUACAGGGUGUCUUAAAAACUCAUCCCUUAUUUUUAAACUCAUAUUACGAUUUGUGUAACCUAACCCAAUGUUGGAGAAGGAAGUAUAGUCCUUAAAUAGCUUGUAUGAGAAAGGUUGUUUAUAUCUAUCAAGUACUAUAAUAGAUAAUGAGUCACUGUGUAUGUUACAAUCCGUCACCAUAAUUAGUGAAAUAAAUUAAUAGCUAUUU